Molecule: messenger RNA, 790 nt
Organism: Paramuricea clavata
Lineage: Eukaryota; Metazoa; Cnidaria; Anthozoa; Malacalcyonacea; Plexauridae
Source: the annotation of a GenBank genome assembly
AUGACUAAAGCCAAGCAGAUUGAAUACUGCAGUUUAUCAAAAGAGAUGGAUUUAGAUGAGCCUCAUAACAUUCAACCAUGGAAACGUUUGAGUUUUCAGUGUGCGAAAACAUUCGUAUUCAUUUUUAACGGAUUUUUCUGGCUGCUCGGUUGGACUCUGAUAGGAGUGGGUAUAUCAUUACAAAGUUCAAUUGGAGCUCAUAAAUAUUUAGCCAGCAGAGGUUAUGAAGAUUCCGUAAUAAGUGGAAAGGAUUAUGGAGGUUACAGUUCAGCAUCGGAACUUUGUCUAAGUAUUGGAUGCAUUAUACUUCUUGUUGUCCUGUUAGCAUGUUGUGGCACUCACACAGAAAAUCAUCUCAUACUGGGCAUCUAUCUUGCAAUUGUUGUGAUUUUCUUAAGUUUUGAAAUCGUAGCCAUUACUAUGGUUAGUUUUCACAAGGAGAAAGUGGAACAGCGUAUUAUCAACGAUAUCAAGUUAACAAUGAAUUUUUACGAAGUGAAAAAUUUUGAAGGAAUAACAAAGUCCAUCGAUAGUUUUCAAAAGGUGUUCCAUUGCUGUGGUUGUAUUGAUUAUGCAGAUUGGUUUAAUACAACAUGGGGUAAACAUCAUAAAAUGGACGUACCUAGCAGUUGUUUAAAGAAUAACACUUGGCAAGAGGCAAUACACCAAGGAAUGAUCGAUACAUCUAACACUGUUUUUACUAUCAACAAGGAAGGGUGCUUUAAACAUGUCCGGGAUUAUUUUGUAAAAAAUCUUCAUCUUUUUAGGACAUUGAUUGCGUGGGUAUUAG